Messenger RNA from Lymnaea stagnalis (great pond snail), 4424 nucleotides. Lineage: Eukaryota; Metazoa; Mollusca; Gastropoda; Lymnaeidae. The record is from the annotation of a GenBank genome assembly.
CUCUGGCUUGACACCAAUGGUCAACGGUCUAGUACAACAGGGGAAGUGGUCAAUUUAAUGUCUGUUGAUUGUCAAAGGGUCCAGGACAUGAUGAGCUACACUUGGAUGAUAUGGUCCAUCCCACUACAGGCAGGUCACACUUUAUAAUAAAUUAGUUUGAAUCAAAAUCAUUUACUGACCCCAUUUGCUUUAGUGAAGGCCUAAGUGACACUUAUAAAUAGCAGAAGCUAUUUCCCUUCAGAUAUUCCUGGCUGUCUACCUCUUAUGGAACACCCUGGGUCUUCCUGUGUUGGCCGGUCUUGGGCUACUGAUGCUGCUGGUACCCUUCAACGGGGUGAUUGCCUACCAACAACAACGACUGCAGAGGGAAAAUCUUUUAUGGAAAGAUAGGAGGAUCAAGAUGGUGAAUGAGGUCCUGGGUGGGAUAAAGGUUAGUUGCUUGUACAGAGGGUAUUCUAUACACUAAUUAAUAUAAAAAUACUUGAAUUUGAUUUUUUUAUUGAGCAACAAAAUAGCAUAAGUUGCCUAAGUGUCAGUCAUAAUACAAUGUUCUCAUAAAAGGAAAUGACAUUGUAUUUUCCAUUUCAUAAGCAUAUUAUUGCAAAUUUUUAAACUAAGAAAAGACAAUUUUUUAAGUAUAACAUAUAAAAUAUUUGAAUACAUUUGCAGGUGCUAAAACUGUAUGCAUGGGAAGAAUCAUUUCAAAGUAAGAUUUUGUCUCUCAGGCAAAGGGAGAUGAAUGUGCUCACCAAGCUUGCUUGGCUCAAUGCUAUAAGUAUCUUCAUAUGGACUUGUGCCCCUUAUUUGGUGAGCUGUGAAGACUUACAAUACUUCAGAUCUUAUGUUUGUUAGUGUUAUUUUUCUCAUGUAGUUGGAUGUUUAUAUGGAAAUCAGUGGGGUAAGCAAAUUUUUCAUAUUAGUGUGAGAGAUUGUUUUGGUUUUGGUUAUAUUAUAUAUACAUUGUUUUGGUUUUGGUUUCAUUUUUAAACUUUGACAGGGGUAAAUAAAAAUCUUUUUUAUCAAAAUAUAUAUGGCUAACUUGUGUAAUAAAUUAAUUUUUUUAAAGUUGAAAAAAAUUAAAACAAGAACAUUUCCAAUUAAAAUGAAAUUAAAAUAUUAAUGAUAAAUUAGAAAUAGUUUUCAUUUAAAGUAAAAUGAGAGGGGUUUCCUAGAGCUGUCUAAUUUUUGCCAUCAUUUUGAUGGCAAUACUUAUUUUAAAAUAGCAAUAAUUUAUUAAAACUUGGAACACUUUAUUAAAACCAGUAAAUCUUUACAGGGAGAGAUUAAAUUGUGUCCUUUUCUACAAAAAACUUAAAAUAUUACAUCAUAUUACAUCCAGAUACUAUGCCAUUGUACAAUGAUCACAGAAUCACAAAAAGCGAAAACAUUGUAGUAUUUUUUUGGAACAUCAUGUCUGGCUGAAAUGUUGGAUUAUUAUUAUAUUACCAAACCUCCCAAUUGCAGGUCUGCCUUGUGUCGUUUGCCACUUUUCUACUUGUCAAUCCUGACACACCAUUGACUGCUGACAUGGCUUUUGUAACCUUGGCACUUUUCAACAUUCUGCAGUUUCCUAUAGCAUUUAUUCCUGAGAUGGUUUCUUUCACAACACAGGUCAGUAACAUCAUUGUUUUAUACAGUGAAAUAAUUGGAACUUAGUAUUCUGGACCAAUGUUUAAAAAAAAUAUUAAAAUAAUAGAGAAAAAUGAGGAUCUUGUUGUUGUCUGGAUUAUACAUGAAAACUGAUGGUAUUGAUUCAAGAAAUAGUUAUAGCUUGAUCAUUUGAUUAUAUUUAAUAAGAAAUGAUAUCUUUUUAAAGAACCUUUCUUGGUGACUUUUCUCAUGGGAAGUGUUUUAUUUAAAAUGUUUUCAGAUAUUGUAGACUAUACUGGUCUUUUUUAUAUAUAUAUUUUAGGCAAGUGUGUCCAUUAGCAGGAUAGGGCGCUACUUGUGUCAGACAGAACUAGAUAAGUCCCACUAUGACAGGAGAGAUAUGAAGGGUAAGUCACCAAGCUAGGAAGGGGAGUGAAGCAGUAGCACAUCUGUCCGCAUGCAAGACCUGGUACAGCAAAGACACUUUGUGAAUUUCAUAUAAUUUUUUUAACUGGGCUGUCAAAUUUUAGCCAUAGGGUAAUAUUUUUGUAGAAUGAUUUCAACAGAUUUAUUAAUAAUUGAAAUUUGAUUUUUAAAAAAAAUUGUAAUUAAUCAAAAUUUAAAUAUUAAAAUAUAUAAAUAUUUAAGACGUCAUAUAAUUAAUGUGGGGCAGUAUUGUUUUUGUAGCUUUAUUAAUCUAUGGUGUUUGUCUAAUCUCAAAAACUAAGUUCUGACUUGUGUAGUUAUUUCAUGUUAAAUGUUUUGUUUCAUCUCAAAAACUGAGUUCUGACUUGUGUAGUUAUUUCAUGUUAAAUGUUUUGUUUCUAAUCAAAAACUGAGUUCUGACAUGUGUAGUUAUUUCAUGUUAAAUGUUUUGUUUCAUCUCAAAAACUGAGUUCUGACUUGUGUAGUUAUUUCAUGUUAAAUGUUUUGUUUCAUCAGAUAAUGCUGUGACCAUAGACAAGGGAAUCUUCACAUGGGACCCUGAGGCCAAUUUCAGACUGAGUGGGUGAGAACAGGAGCUGUUCACUCCUAAAAUACAUCAUCCCUGUCAAAUUGAUGAUAGCCUGUUAUGCAGGGCAACUUUAUGAUAGCCUGUUAUGUAGGGCAACUGGAUGAUAGCUUGUUAUAUAGGGCAACUUAAUGACAGCCUGUUAUGUAGGGCAACUUGAUGAAAUCCUGUUAUGUAGGGCAACUUGAGGAUAGCAAGCUAUAUAGGGUAACUUGAUGAAAGGCUGUCAUGUAGGGCAACUUGUGGAUAGCUUUGUUAUGUAGGACAACUGGUAGAUAGCAUGUUAUAUAGGGUAACUUGAUGAUAGCCUGUCAUAUAGGGCAACAUGACUUGCCAUGUAGGGCAACUUGUGGAUAGCAUGUUAUAUAGGGUAUCUUGAUGAAAGGUUGUCAUGUAGGGCAACAUGAUGAUAGCUUGUCAUGUAGGGCAACUAAAUGAUAGCCUGUCUUGUAAUUGAUUUAUUUUUUUUAAACUUGAAUAUUUUCUCUUAAGAAUAUUCUUAAAUAAGCCUCUUCAAAUACUUAGUUGAACUAUAUAACAAUCAAACCAUCAUUACUGAUUAUUAAUCUAUAUUAUUGUUUUGUUGGUCAGGAUCAAUUUGGAGAUUCCAAGUGGAAACUUUGUGGCAGUUGUGGGCCCUGUAGGCUGUGGCAAAUCUUCCAUCUUGUCAGCCAUUUUGGGAGAAAUUGAUAGGAUCCAGGGACAUGUGCACACAUCAGUAUGUAUCGUUACCAUGAUAACUGGUAUUAUAUGUUAAUUCUUCAUCUGUUGCUUUUUUCUAUAUUUUUGAAACACUGUUUUUUUGUCACUUUAUUUCCUUGAGUCUUCUAACUUGACUUCAAGACUUGUUUGCUCUACGCCUGUGCACAUUAUUUUUAACUCCUGGAAAUUGAUUUGCUUCUUAUUACUGAUAUAUACAUAAGUAGAUAUACGGUAACGUCUAUACCGGUACCACUGUUUUUUUUAUACCGGUAAUAUGAAACAUUCGGUGUGUGUGAAACUUGAGAGGGGAAAUAUGUCAGCCAAAAGCCAUUUCAAGUAAUUUGAAAGAAAAACCAAAUUAUUUUUUUUUAAAAGAUGAUAAACCUAGCUCAUAGUAAUUAGAAAUGCACUGUCAUUAAGUCUCAGAAUCAACUUAGAAAUCAACAUAAUUUUGUAUCAAUUACAUUUUCACAGAUUCUGGGUACUUUGUAUUCAUGACCUGAUCACAUCCUCCCUUUCAUUCCUUAGUUUUCUGUUCUAUGGCUUUCCAUCUUAAUUACUCUAUAGCAUAUCCAUUGGAUUACUAGCGGACAUAACAAAGUCUGAGAAGUAACUGAGAACUUAAAGUAAUGUUGUAUCAUCAAUCAAGUAUUUACAGAUACAGGAUGCUUUGUAUUUAUUACCUGAUACCUCAAAUUACUUCCUUAGUUAUCUAUUUUAUGGCUCCCCAACUUAAUUACUCUGUACCUUAUCCAUUGAAUUACUCAAGGAUAUAGGAAGGAAACAAAACUCAUUCUAAGUAUGGAUAAAUCUGUUUUAAAACUUCAUGCUACUUUUACAAUUUUAGUAAGAGAAGAAAACUUCUCUGCAGCCUGUAUGCUUUAAUUAAUUUUGUCAGAAAUGUUUUUAAAUAUCAAUCAGCUAAUUAUUUACAAUGAACCACAUAAUGUGAAUGCACUAAAUGGGAUCCACUUUUUUCCAGGGCAGCUUGGCCUAUGUUCCACAAACAGCUUGGAUCCAGAACUGCUCACUCCAGGACAACAUUCUCUUUGGUUCAACUUACAACCAUAAAAAGUACACUAAAAUUGUUGAUGCCUGUGCUCUCAAAUCUGAUCUUGAA